Messenger RNA from Oryza sativa Japonica Group (Japanese rice), 1520 nucleotides. RefSeq lists its product as uncharacterized. The record is from RefSeq and is a predicted model, not a curated record. Lineage: Eukaryota; Viridiplantae; Streptophyta; Magnoliopsida; Poales; Poaceae.
GCUUCACUACAAACCGGCCCGGCCCAACGAGUAUUCAAGCCCAUAAACUAUACAAGGCAGUGAACCUGACGCUGUUGUAGUUUCACUAGGCAUUGUUGCAGAUAAGGCACCAAAAAAAGCUUAAGCUCCUUUGAUCCUUUCCUGCCAUUUCACCGGUCAUAUAUAGCACACACAUAGCAUGGGCGGCGCCGUGGACGAUGGCGGCGGCGGCGAGCUGGACGUGUUCGAUGCCGGGCGGUGCGGCGGCGGUGGGUACGAGCUGGGGGUCGCCGUGGGGCGGAGGUUCGGCGAGGCCAUCAGGAGCAGGAUGAGCGGCGACGCCGUGCUGCGGCGGCGGCUGCUCCCGUUCGCGUCGACGGCGCCGGGGCGGGCGCUGGUGGACGCGCUCCGCGACGCCAACCGCGCGAGGUACCCGCGCUACUGGGACGAGAUGGUGGGGACGGCCGACGGCAGCGGGGUCCCACUCCUACAUGUGAUUCUAGUGAACUUUAGGAAGGAGCUCCUGCCGUUCAUCACAGAGGAGGAAGAUCAACACCACCACCGGGAAGACGAAGCCGCCGCCGUCGCCGCCGACGCCGACGACGACUGCUCCGACGUCCUGAUCGUCGGCGAGUCGGCGGCGAUCGCCGCGCACAACGAGGACGCCAACGUCGCGCUCCUCGGCCACACCUACGUGGUGAAGGCCACCUCGCCGGACGGCUCGUCGUCGUUCACCGCCUACACCUACGCCGGCGAGCUCCCCACCUGCGCCUUCGGCUUCAACAGCAACGGAGUGGCGUUCACGCUCGACUCCGUCCCGCCGGCGAGCGGCGAGGUCGUCGCCGGCGCCAUCGCCCGGAACUUCGUCUCGCGCGACCUCCUCGAAGCGACGAGCCUCGAAGACGCCAUGAAUAGGGUGAGCUCGCCGGCCAUGUCGGUCGGCCACAGCUACAACCUGAUGGACGUCCGGCGCCGGAGGAUCGUCAACGUCGAGACCGCCUCCGGCAACCGCUUCUCCGUGCGCGAGGCCGCCGCCGCGCCCUUCUUCCACGCCAACAUGUACCGCCAUCUCCAGGUCAACCAGGUGCAGGACGAGAACUCCAUGAGCAGGGAGAGGAGAGCGGCGGAGCUCUCGCCGGACACCAAGGAGAAGGCGCUGUCGCUGCUCGGGGACACGGCCGAUGACAAGUACCCGAUCUACAUGACAGGUCCAACACUGUACACUCUGUGCACCGUCUUGGUUGAUCUCGACGAGGCGACGAUGACCAUCUACAAGGGGAAUCCGAAGAACAGAGAUGCAGUUCGAGUGUUCCGUAUGCUGUGAAACUAGUAGAACAGAUAAGCUUAUUUAGCUCUAGAAGUAAGAGAUUAGCAAGCAUACCUGAUUCCAAUUUGUAACCCAAAGAUGGGUUCAGAACUUCAGAUUUGUUACACAGUAGGUGCCAUUUCAGUUGAACUUUAGUUGCAUAACCAUUACAAUUUUUAUGUCGUGGAGCAUUGAGUUACAUGCCAUCAUUUAAUCAUCAAUUUAAAUUUUGCGA